Messenger RNA from Pollicipes pollicipes, 2847 nucleotides. RefSeq names its product tyrosine-protein phosphatase Lar-like. Lineage: Eukaryota; Metazoa; Arthropoda; Thecostraca; Pollicipedomorpha; Pollicipedidae. Gene Ontology annotation, biological process: protein dephosphorylation. Gene Ontology annotation, molecular function: protein tyrosine phosphatase activity; protein binding. The record is from RefSeq and is a predicted model, not a curated record.
GACCACGAGCGCAACGGUCUCAUCCUCGGGUACCAGGUCCACGUGCAAGAGUUGGGCACGGAGGGCAACAGCCGCGCGUCCCGGCCGCGACGCUACGAGAUCCGCGACGGCGAGGCGGGCCGGCUACACGGCGGGCUGACCUGCACCAUCACCUCCUACCUUUUUCGGGUGUCGGCACUCACUCGCAAGGGGGACGGCUCGCGCAGCGACGCGGCGCGCGCCACCACACAGGGCGGCGUGCCCAACCGGCCCGACGUGCUCAUCAAAGUGAUCAAGGAGGAGGAGCGGGUGACGCUGGACGUGGAGUGGUCUCGCCCGACCGAGACGCACGGUGUGUUACUCGGCUACCGGCUGCGCUACGGCCGGGCGGGCGACGCCGCCAGGCUGAGGGAGGUCACCAUCGCCGGAAACACGACCCAGUACAAACGACUCAGCGGCCUGGAACGUGGCGUCGAGUACGAGUUCCGUGUGAGCGGCCGGAACGACGUCGGCCACGGCCAGGAGCAGAUCGUCACGUACAACACGAGCGAGGGCGCGCCGUCCGGCCCCGUCACAAACGUCACGUUCAGAUUCCAGACGACCGAUCGGGUGGCUUUCACCUGGGAUCCGCCGCGAUCGGACCAGCGAAACGGCAAGAUCACCGGCUACAGUGUGCAGUUCCACAAGAAGGGCAACCUUGACCACGUGGAGCGGAUGCACCCCAACGACACCAAGGUGGUGUUCGCCAAGCUGGAGGAGAACACGGCGUACGUGUUCCGGGCGCGCGCCAACACGUCGGUGGGCGCCGGGCCGUGGAGUGCGCCCGUCUCGGUCAGCACCGAGAGUGACCUGGUGCGGCCGCCCAUCAACCUGCGCGCCAUGGCCACCAGCUUCUCAAGCGUCGAGGUCUGGUGGGAGCAGGUGCACACCGCCACACAGAUCGUCGGAUACCAGGUGUUCUACGCCAUGGCGCCCGAGACGGACCUAGACGCCUGGUCAUUCAAGAAGGUACCGAUCACCACGUCUGCUGAGCUGGAGAACCUGGACAAGCACGCGCAGUACGCCAUCAUGGUGGCCGCUCGCAGCAAGUCGGGCCUGGGCCGUCUCUCGGACCUGAUCCGCGUGCGGGUCAAGCCAAUCGACGUGCCGUUGAACCUGCACGCGCCCAGCGUGCACACACACGGCAUGUCGCUGACGUGGGGCCGGCCGGCACACCUGGACCCGCGCAACUACCGCAUCCGCUACGACGCCGUCAAGGAGUUCCUCGACGCCGAGGGCGUGACGCAGUCGCAGCGCAUCGAGCCGCGCGCGCUGAUCCUGGACGCCAAGCGGUGCGAAAAGACGAGCGUCUGCCGCAAGCAAAUCGAGGACCUGGAGCCGUUCACCACGUACACGGUGAACGUGACGGCCGUGCCCGACGACAACGGCUACCGCGCGCCGGCCAAGAUCCGCGUCACCACCCAGAUGGCCGCGCCGCAGCCGAUGGUGAAGCCUGACCCACUGGGCGUGCGGAACAAGAAGGUGAUGGUGAUCCUGCCGCGCGCCUCGGAGGAGUACGGCCCCAUCUCGCACUACUUCAUCGUGGUGGUACCCCGAACACGACGUCAAAGAGCAUCCGGACUCGCACAGCACAAAGAAGCCAGCCGGGCGAUUCAGGUGAAGGUGGCGCCGGACACCUCGCGCUCCUCGUCCAGCCUGGUCUGGGUGGUGGGCCCAGUGGCCGUCGGUCUGGUGCUGCUCAUCAUCCUGGUGCUGUACAUCGUCAUCGCCGCCAGGAGGCGGCGUCAGUUCCAGAAGUCACCCGAGCCGGCCACCGUGAUGAAGCCGCUGAUGUGUGACAUGGCGGCGCCGGCCAGCCACGCGCAGACCGACCCGGUCGAGAUCCGGCGCCAGAACUUCCAGACGCCCGGCAUGAUGUCGCACCCACCCGUACACGUUAGCCAGCUGGCCGACCACGUGGAGGCGCUCAAGGCCAACGACAACAGCAAGUUCUCGCAGGAAUACGAGUCGAUCGAGCCGGGCCAGCAGUUCACCUGGGUCAACUCCAACCUGGACGUGAACCGGCCCAAGAACCGAUACGCCAACGUCAUAGCGUACGACCACUCGCGCGUGGUGCUGCAGUCGGAGGAGGGGCUGGCGGGCAGCGACUACAUCAACGCCAACUUCUGCGACGGCUACCGCAAGCACAACGCCUACAUCGCCACCCAGGGCCCGCUGCCGGAAACGUUCUCCGACUUCUGGCGCAUGGUAUGGGAGCAGCGCAGCUUCACUAUUGUCAUGAUGACGCGCCUGGAGGAGCGGGCGCGCAUCAAGUGUGACCAGUACUGGCCCACCAAGGGCACACAGUCGUACGGGCCCAUCCAUGUGACGCUCACAGACAGUCAGGAGCUGGCCAGCUACGUGGUCCGCACCUUCCAGCUGCAGCGGGCCAACUCGCUGGAGCGGCGCGAGGUGCGCCAGUUCCAGUUUACGGCAUGGCCCGACCACGGCGUGCCCGACCACCCGACGCCGUUCCUGCUGUUCUUGCGCCGCGUCAAGGCGCUGAACCCGGCCGACGCUGGGCCGAUGGUGACGCACUGCUCGGCGGGCGUGGGCCGCACCGGGUGCUUCAUCGCCAUCGACAGCAUGCUGGAGCGCAUCCGCUCCGAGGCCACGGUUGACGUCUACGGUCACGUGACUUGCCUGCGAGCCCAGCGCAACUACAUGGUGCAGACUGAGGACCAGUACAUCUUCAUCCACGACGCGCUGCUGGAGUCGGUGGUGGCCGGCAACACGGAGGUACCGGCGCGCAACCUGCAGGCCUACAUAUCGCAGCUGCUUCAGCCGACCGGACCCGGCGAAAUCACCGGCAUGGAGCUCGAGUUCAAG